Salvia miltiorrhiza (redroot sage) is the source of this 904-nucleotide messenger RNA. RefSeq lists its product as uncharacterized. Gene Ontology annotation, biological process: translation. Gene Ontology annotation, cellular component: ribosome. The record is from RefSeq and is a predicted model, not a curated record. Lineage: Eukaryota; Viridiplantae; Streptophyta; Magnoliopsida; Lamiales; Lamiaceae. Gene Ontology annotation, molecular function: RNA binding; structural constituent of ribosome. Bases 30 to 383 code for a protein of 117 amino acids. The transcript has 2 exons.
AUCUUUGGGCAGCUCCUACACAAUCAGGGAUGAAGGCAGGCAGAACUGUGGAGUUGAUUCUUAACUUAGCUGGUUACAGGAAUGUGAAAUCAAAGGUUGUUGGUUCAAGGAAUCCCCACAACACUGUGAAGGCUCUCUUCAAGGCUUUAAAUGCGGUAAAUGGGAGGAAUUAUAUUAUAUACAUUGAUAUUGUAUUUCACCAUUGUUUAUCCUUUUCCAUUGCUCUUUCUUUUGCUCGCAGAUUGAAACUCCCAAAGAUGUUCAAGAAAAGUUUGGCCGAACUGUUGUUGAAUCAUAUCUACUGUGAUAGGUUACAUAGGUAUGAUCUUGAUCUUUUCCUUGAGUUUCUCUAUUUUUGUGGGGAGGUGGUAUGUGAGUGGUGAAGAUAUUUGAAUGCACUUAAGAUAUGAUGCCUAAUGGAGUUCACAAAGAAAGAAGGAUAAGUUAACUUUCAUGUCCUACUCCAUAUAUACACGAACAUUUAGUGAAUUAUGGUUUUCCACAUGAACUAAAAAAUCCGCCUCCAAAUACACGACGUUUUAAUUGUUCUAAUUUUUUGAGCGACUGUCAAUUUUCGGCGAUCGUGGCUAGUUAAAGUGACAAAUUAAUACCAUCGUGACAAGCUGAAGUAGCGUAUAGAAAUCCAAGUACCUCGUCUACCACAUCAAUUGUUGAAACCAUGUAGGCAUUUAAGGCAUCCACCUCAAUAUUAAUUUGGGUGCAAUUGAUAAUCGUGUGAAAAAUCAGAACAAUUGAAAGUUCAUGUGUUUGGAGGCAUAUUUUUAGUUUAUGUGCAAAACUAGAAUUGGUUGAAAGUUUGUGUAUUUAGGCGCAACUAACCCAUUGGACUUUGCAGAUGCUUAAAUUUUAAUUGAUUGCACAAUUUUCAUCAAAUUUGCCUCUU